Messenger RNA from Penicillium brasilianum, 1008 nucleotides. The record is from the annotation of a GenBank genome assembly. NCBI's taxonomy places the organism in Eukaryota, Fungi, Ascomycota, Eurotiomycetes, Eurotiales, Aspergillaceae.
AUGGCCGACGUGCUGGAUUCGAAAAUGGUCCGCAUCCUAGUGUUUGGUACCGGAUGCAUCGGAACUGUGUACUCUCUAAUCCUCACCCGCGCCAGCGUGGAACUGUCCUGCAUCUGCCGAUCCAACUACACGGCAAUCAAGACCAACGGCUUUACCGUUCAGUCGGCCAUCUUCGGCAGUCAGACCUUCUAUCCUAAGAUUUAUCCAUCCGUGCAGAGCGCCGUCGACUCUGAAGAUGCGCCCUACGAUUAUAUCCUCGUUACCACUAAGGCUUUCCCUAGAGCCGCGGCUGACGACUCCGUCCCGGCUCUCAUAGCUCCGCUCGUCGCACCCUCUACGACGAUUGUCCUCAUUCAGAACGGGAUCGGGAUCGAACGUCCGUACCGGGACCGGUUCCCACACAAUGCGAUCAUUUCGUGUGUGGUCUACUUGCCCACGACGCAAAUCGCCCCGGGGAUCGUCCACCACACGGAGGUCGAGCGCUUACAACUGGGCACUUUCCCCGCUGCCGCCGUCCCAGAAUCCCAUCAUCAAGCAGCUGCAACGCUGGCCGCGCUGUUCAACGCAGGCGGCGCCACCGUCGAGCUCUACCCGGACGUUCAAAUCGCGCGGUGGAGGAAACUGAUCGGGAAUGCCUCAUGGAACCCCAUUUGCGCCCUGUCGCGGUGUCGUGACCUGCAGUUCCUGCAGGCGUCUCAGUUCGCGACGGAGAUGGUCCGCAAGGUCAUGGAGGAGGUGAUGUCGGUAGCCAUCGCGCUGGGUUAUGGAGACCAAAUCGGGCUCGCCGACGUCACCAUGCAGAUGGACCGCAGCGCGGCCAGGACAUGGCCCGGGGUGGAACCAAGCAUGCUAGCGGAUGUGAGGGCCAACAAACCAAUGGAGGUGGAUGCCGUUGUGGGAGAGCUCGUUUUGUUGGGACGAGAACAUGGGGUUUCGAUUCCGACGCUGGAGUGUUUGUAUGUUCUUAGCGCAGGGCUGAGUUGGAGUCAGAACAAUACUGUAAUUUAG